Molecule: messenger RNA, 840 nt
Organism: Lodderomyces oxycetoniae
Lineage: Eukaryota; Fungi; Ascomycota; Pichiomycetes; Serinales; Debaryomycetaceae
Product: mitochondrial 54S ribosomal protein uL3m
Exons: 1
Coding region: 1-840 (279 amino acids)
Biological process (GO): translation
Cellular component (GO): mitochondrial large ribosomal subunit; ribosome
Molecular function (GO): structural constituent of ribosome
Source: RefSeq, a predicted model, not a curated record
AUGUUUAGCCUAUCGCUAAAUCGGCUACGUAUAAGUGUUAGUCAUGUUACUCAACAAUUUGUUCGUACAGCGGCUCAAAUUACGUCUAUUCACGCGGUCACAUCAUUGAGAACCACACCACCAACUAAGCAGCAUACAGUUGAAGAGGCCAACAAGAGGAAACAGCUUCUUGAAAGAACUGGUCUUUUUGGAAUCAAAAGGGGCAUGAUAACUUGGUAUACAGAGAAAGGAGAACAGAUACCUGCCACUGUGCUCGAAAUAAAUUCGUGUGAGGUUAUAGGCCACAAAACUCGUGAGGAAUGGGGAUAUGAUGCCAACAUUAUAGGUGCAAUCGACAAACUAAAGAAUUACCCAAGAAUGCACGAGUUGAAAAUAUUUGAAAAAGCCGGUACUGCGCCAAAGGCCAAAUUUGGAGAGUUUAGAGUUCGUGGAGAAACAAGUUUACUUCCAUUGGGUACAGAACUUAGAGCUGAUUUCUUUGCUGUGGGACAAUUGGUAGAUAUUAAGGGUGUAACCAAAGGUAAAGGUUUUGCAGGUGUCAUGAAACGUUGGAAUUUCCUGGGUGGUCGAGCAACACACGGUGUUUCGAAAGCUCAUAGAACACCUGGUGCAAUGGGAGGUAAUCAGAACCCUGGAAGAGUUUUCCCAGGUAAGAAAAUGCCAGGAAGAAUGGGAUGUUCAAACAUGACAGAUUUUAAUAAGCAAGUUUUGCAUGCCGAUGGAGAUGCUGGUAUUUUGAUUGUUAAGGGAUGCAUACCAGGACCCAAGAAAGGCAUUGUGAGAGUCUCUGAUUCUUUAAAACUCUAUGGAAAGUCGUUGAACCAACUUGCAAGAGAGUAA